CUUUCAUGAACUACUGCGAGCACAACUUUUUCAUCGACCAAGUCAUAUUUUUUCCAAGGGUGCAGAAUAUUUGAAUAUUUAUCUCACUUCUACUUCUCAAAAAGCGCACUAUCUAACUGUGGCAUGCUUCACCUCUCUACUGGCGCCAAAAUUCUGUGGGGCAGCCAGUAUGAAAUCGUCCGACUUGUACCCAGUCCUUCUUGUCGUUACCUCAACCAUGCGCCCCUCGGAGAAGAAUAUCAGAAAAAUCGUCGUCUUCUCAGCACUCCACACGACUCGCUUUGCACCUUUACCUCAAGCCUCCCCAAAUUCGCAAGGCCACCGUAAUGUAUAAAAGGCUGAUGAAUACUGCUCGCUCAUCCACGAAGCUCCCCUUCAGCGUCCACGGCAAUGUUCGUUCGCUUCUUCGCCCUCGCUUUAUUGUUUCCCCUCGUCUUCGCUUCAAACUCCAAACGCGGUCUAGCUUUCGAUCCAGCUAGUCACCCCGAGGAUAUAUACAAGGCUAGCGGCAGGAGUUGUUCUUGGGUGUACAACUGGUCCCCUUCCUCCCCUAGUCCUUCGAUCUCUGGAGUCGAAUUCGUUCCCAUGCAAUGGGGUACGGAUGGACUUAACGGCUUCCUCUCCGGGGCUCGAUCUGCUAGCGCUACGAACGUCCUGGGCUUUAAUGAACCGGACUACGGCCAGCAGUCGAAUAUACCUGUGGGGACAGCUGUGCAGAUGUGGAAAGCCGAUAUCAACCCGUUAGCUAGCUCUGGCAUACGGCUAGGCUCACCCGCGGUGACAUCGGCGGAUUCUGGACUUCAAUGGCUAUCCGAUUUUUUGGCCCAAUGUUCGGGGUGUACAGUAGAUUUUUUAGCAGUUCAUUGGUACGGAGAGGGGGCUGCAAAUUUUAUUCUCUAUCUUCAGAAAGUCUGGGUUACGGAAUUCACUGAUACGCGGACUGAUUCUGGAGGCAUGUCGCCUACUGUCCGAGUUUGGUGUUCCCUACUCGAGUUCAUGAAGCAAGUUGUAGCCUUCAUGGAUGCGACUGAUUGGGUUGAGCGAUAUGCCUGGUUUGCUUACAAGCGAACCACGAGUCCAUUAGCGUCGAACAUGUUGGACGGUAAUGGAAACCUCACGCCCCUGGGCCAAUGGUAUAUUCAUGGCUAA
Messenger RNA from Guyanagaster necrorhizus, 1149 nucleotides. RefSeq lists its product as uncharacterized. Gene Ontology annotation, biological process: fungal-type cell wall polysaccharide metabolic process. Bases 391 to 1149 code for a protein of 252 amino acids. The transcript has 7 exons. The record is from RefSeq and is a predicted model, not a curated record. NCBI's taxonomy places the organism in Eukaryota, Fungi, Basidiomycota, Agaricomycetes, Agaricales, Physalacriaceae. Gene Ontology annotation, cellular component: fungal-type cell wall.